UGCUACUGUGUAACAAUCGGAACGGGCUGACCGCUCGCAGAUUAAAGCGCUGGAAUGUUACAUUGUAUCAUUGGCGUCGGAAAAGCGCUUUGAAUGUUAUACGAGGAAUGGAACGACUCGUCUGUUUGUUAUGUUUUUAUUCUAGAUAGAAAAUUCUGCAUGAGUACAAAGGCAGUCAAGCUCCGUGCGACAAGAUUGUGGCAUUGUCAUCCAAAAAUAUGCGAGAAUACGUGGAUUUGACGGGAUUUAUCUGUUUUGGAAGUUUGUAAUAGUGACCUUAUGACCCACGCUCAUGGGAUGACAUCUAUCUCUAAUCCAUCACUGGAAAUACUGGUUUAAUAAUCUACCUAACCUCUCUAAAUGUUGGUGAUUGUAAAUUAUCCAAGCUGGAUUUCUUCUAAAGUAGUUUCUGAUUUUUUUCAUGGACAUUAGGGUUCAGAUCUCAUCUGUUAGUGUUCAGAUGCUUGUCUAAUAUGAAACCGGAGUCAUACUGGAAAGGAGAGAGGUAGGUAGAUCCAUAAAAAAGGUGUUUAGGUGAAGUCGUCCACAUGCACUGGAUUUGGGAUUGGAAUCACAAGGUGGACGUUGCGAGCAUCAGAUCCUUGCAGGUUGGUGGAGGAUGCUGCCCAGCUGGAGCUGAGAAGAUCUUUGGAUUCAAACAUCUCCAUCUGGAUCGAAGGACACAUGCAGGCCAAAAAACGCUAUUUAAUUCUCUUGUCGGCUGGUUUAUGUCUCAGUCUGCUCUUCUACCUGCAUGGACCAGCUUCCAGAAGGAGCCCAAACCGACGGGAUGACCCGCAUCCACACUGGCCCGACUUCUCAGACCCUUUACGAGCCUUCAUACCCUGGGAUCAGACCUCAACCGAGGACUAUAAUGUUCGGACAUCUCCAAGACACAAGAGAGAAGAUAACCCUGGAGUUAUCAAGUGUGAUAUGGACUCCUGCUUUGAUUUUGCCUUAUGUAAGAUGAAUGGCUUCAAAGUUUACGUCUACCCUCAACAAAAGGGUGAGAAGAUCUCAGAAAGCUACCAGAACAUAAUAUCCUCCAUCGAGAGCUCCAGGUUCUACACUUCUGACCCAGGACAGGCUUGUCUCUUUGUUCUGAACUUGGACACCCUGGAUCGUGACCAGCUGUCCCCACAGUACAUGCACAACCUCAGAACUAAGAUCCAGAACCUGAGUCUGUGGAAUAACGGGAGAAACCAUCUCAUCUUUAACCUUUACUCUGGAACGUGGCCGGAUUACACUGAGGAUUUGGGGUUUGACAUUGGUCAGGCCAUGUUGGCAAAAGCCAGCAUUAGCACUGAGAACUUCAGACCCAACUUUGAUAUCUCCAUCCCCUUGUUCUCCAAAGAUCACCCCAGGACUGGAGGGUUAAGGGGGUAUUUAAAGUACAACACCAUCCCUCCUUUUCGGAAAUAUAUGCUGGUUUUUAAAGGCAAGCGCUAUUUGACUGGAAUUGGAUCAGAUACUAGGAAUGCACUUUACCAUAUCCAUAAUGCAGAAGAUGUGGUGCUGCUCACUACAUGCAAACAUGGCAAAGACUGGCAGAGACAUAAAGAUGCUCGCUGCGACAAGGACAAUGCUGAAUAUGACAGGUAUGACUAUAAAGAAAUGUUACACAACUCCACAUUCUGUCUAGUGCCGAGAGGACGUCGCCUUGGCUCUUUUCGUUUCCUGGAAGCUCUGCAGGCCGCUUGCAUACCCGUGAUGCUCAGUAAUGGCUGGGAGCUGCCCUUCUCCGAGAUUAUUGACUGGCGUACGGCUGCAGUCAUUGGAGAUGAGAGACUACUGCUACAGAUUCCAUCUACAGUCCGUUCCAUCCAUCAAGAUCGCAUACUAUCUCUCCGCCAGCAGACACAGUUCCUUUGGGAGGCCUACUUCUCUUCUGUAGAGAAAAUCGUGCUCACUACAUUGGAGAUCAUCCAGGAUCGGGUGUUGCAGCACAACGCCCGCAGCACAUUGAUGUGGAACCGGCUGCCGGGUGGACUCUUCACCCUUCCGCAGUACUCCUCCUAUCUGGGUGACUUCCCCUUCUUCUAUGCCGAACUCGGUGUCAAACCACAGCAGAAAUUUACAGCCGUCAUUCAUGCAGUGACGCCUCUCGUAUCUCAGUCACAACCGAUUUUCAAGCUGCUCGUGGCUGUGGCCAAAUCGCAGUACUGUGCUCAGAUCAUUAUCCUGUGGAACUGUGACAAGCCCCUGCCCGCAAAAUACCGCUGGCCCACCACAUCUGUCCCGGUCAUCGUUAUUGAGGGCGAGAGCAAUGUGAUGAGCAGCCGUUUCCUGCCAUAUGAUGCCAUCAAAACAGAUGCAGUCUUGUGUCUGGAUGAAGACACUGUGCUCUCUACAACUGAGGUGGAUUUUGCCUUUACUGUUUGGCAAAGUUUCCCAGAAAGGAUUGUGGGAUACCCCGCUCGGAGUCAUUUCUGGGACACCAACAAAGAGCGCUGGGGCUACACCUCCAAAUGGACCAAUGACUACUCCAUUGUGCUCACUGGAGCUGCUCUCUAUCACAGGUAUUACAACUACUUGUACACCCACUACCUGCCUGCCAGCUUGAAGAGUAUGGUGGACCAGCUUUCCAACUGUGAAGACAUCCUCAUGAACUUCCUAGUGUCUGCUGUUACUAAAAUGCCCCCUAUCAAGGUCACUCAAAAGAAACAGUACAAGGAGACAAUGAUGGGACAGACAUCACGGGCCUCUCGUUGGGCAGACCCCGACCACUUUGCCCAGCGGCAGACAUGCAUGAACAAAUUUGCCAACUGGUUUGGCACCAUGCCCCUGGUCCAUUCACAGAUGAGACUGGAUCCUGUUCUGUUCAAGGACCAGGUAUCGAUACUGCGCAAGAAAUACAGAGACAUCGAAAGACUCUGACGAACCUGAAACUACCGCCCUUAUAAACGGGGAUGGGAAACGACAUAAAUGGGGUGAAAAUGGGGGGCCAUGGAGACCCUCAGUGAGGGAGGAAAUCAUGAUGAGGGAACUUUGUAUUUGACAAAGACCUGUCCAUCACAGAACGUCACUAAAAUGACUGAAUUUAGAUUAAAUGUAUGAAAUCCUAAAUGAAAAUAGAAGAAAUUCUGAAGCUACGACAUCAUAAAUGAAGUCCAAUUCGAUUUUACAUUGAUGUAAUUUGAAUGAGUUUAGCAAAACACAAAGAAAUGCCAAAAUUGGUAGCGUUCUGUCUUCCAAGCCCCCUCUUGUGAUGCUUUGACAAAGAUGACAGCAACCUAGCCCUUGAUGGGUAGCCAUGCACAUAAAUCUAUGCGCAGUCAGAAAGGGGACUACAACACACCGGUUUUAGCUUCUGGAACAGACAUGAGACCUUUGUGUGCGAUACCUUUGGCUGGAAGGUUUAUGGGGAGGUCACCCGUGAGCUGCUCAUGCGUAUUUAUUCUGUUUGCCUUCCGCCAUUCUGGCAAGCGCUGCUCCCCUAUUAAAGACGUUGGACGCCUGUGGAAAAGCCGGUGUGCGAGACCGCUGAACACUAAGUCACAGUGCCUGAACUUUCAGAUGGAUUGUAUCUGGGAGUCCAAAGGGGUUUUGUAUGAAUGCAAAACACCUUGUUCAUGCUGCUUAUAUUUGGAUCAGUGUAUAGAAAUGGGAGGUGUUUCUCAAAUUUGCCCAAAGUUUCUUUUUCUUCCUUUCUAUAUGAGCCUUUUUAUGUAUUUUGUUGAAAUAACAUAUUUUUUUGUAUUUUUUGGUUGAUUCAGACCCAAUGCCAUAAACAUCUCUCGUUAUCUGUCUGGAUUUUAUGGCCUAAUUGUCACGAGUGCAAUGCCAUAUCAGUGGCCACGUUCACACUGCAGCUUGAUACGGUUGUUACUCCUCUUGUGAGUGAUAACCGUAUUCUACAACUUGAUUAUCUCUCAAAAUACUGAUGAAAUGACAACCACAUUUACAUUAAAGGAAUAGUUCACCCAAAAAUACAAAUUAUUUGAUCAUUUACUCACUAUAGUUCCAAACCUGUAUGACUUCAUUUCUUAUGCAGAACACAAAACAAAAAAUAUAAAUGAUUAUCACGGCCCGUCUACUUUGUACAACAGCAGUUAAGAGCAACUCGCUUCAAAGCAAAUAAAAAGACCCAAAAGUAUCAUAAAAGUAGUCCAUGUGGUUCUGCGUCAUAGCAACAACCCGAUUCAGUGAAAAUCUUGACGUAUGUUACACGUUCAUGAGUGAGAGAAGCUCAUUCAUAGUGGCUUGUGCUUUAAUGCGAUAAAAUAUGUUGAUUAGCGCUAAAAAACAAUAAAAAAAGCAUUCGCAGAAUAAACAUAAAGCAUGACGCAUCUGUCAAUGUCGUUUUACUAAAAUGAAAUAAAAUCUCAGACAUAAAAAAUUUAAUGAAAAAAAGUACUUAAAAGUAUCAUAAAAGAAGCAUGUGGCUCUCAAAGAAGUAAUUUUCAGUGAACGUUCAUUAGCACUAUGAAAGAAGCUCGUUCACAGUGGCUUGUGCGAUAACGUGAUAAAAGAUAAAAAAUACUUUUGUUUCGUAAACUUGUGUUUAAAAAAAUGCUCAUGACAAAGCAUGAUGCAUCUGUCAAUGUCAUUUAACUUAAAUGAAAUAAAAUAUCGGACGUAACAAAUGAAAUUAAAAGCUUAAAUAAAUGUAGCAUAAGGCUCUCAUAGAAACAACCCAAACUUUACGUAAUUUUUAAGAGAAAAUGUUGACGUCAUUGCACAUUCAUUAGCACUAUGAAAGAAGCUUGUUCAAAGUGGCUUACGCGUUAACACGAUAAAAUGUGUUGAUUAGCGCUUAAAAGGCAAUGCAAUUUUGUUUAGUAAACUUGUUUAAAAUAUUAUUUUUAAAAGCAUAAACAGCAUAAACAAAACAUGACGCAUCUGUCGAUGUCGUUUUACUAAAAUUAAAUAAAUUGUCAGAUGUUACAAAUUAAAUGAAAAGCUUAAAAAAAAGUAGCCAAAAGAAUAGUCAAAGUAGCAUGUGGCUCUCAUAGAAACAAGCCAAAAUCAAAGUAAAUUUUCAGUGAAAAUCUUGACGUCUGUUGCAUGUCCAUGAGCAAAAGAAGCUCGUUCACAGUGGCUUGUGCGUUAAUGCAAUAAAAUGUGUUGAUUAGUGGAAAAAAAAGCAGAAAUAAAGCUUAAAAAAUAAAUCUUAAAAGCUUUAAAAAAGUACUUAAAAGUAGCAUGCGGCUCAUAGAAAAAACCCAAGAUGUUCGUAAUUUUUCAGUGAAAAUCUUGACCUCGUUAGCGCUAUGAGAGAAGCUUGUUCACAGUAGCUUGUGCAUUAACACCAUAAAAUAUAUUGAUUAGCACUGAAAAUAAACACACACACAAAAAAUUGCAUUCAAAAAUGGUUUUAAAGCAAAAAACAGCAUAAACACAGAGUGAUGCAUCUGUCAAUGUUUUUUCUCUAAAAUGAAAUAAAAUGCUGAACAUUAAAAAUGACUAAAUAGAUUUAAUAAGGACCAUAAAAAUAGUCAAUGCUGCUCAGAUGCAUAAUAGAAACAACCUAAAAAGUAAUUUUUCAGUGAAAAUCCAUUGCACAUUAAUGAUCGUUAUGAAGUGCUCAUUCGCUGUGGCUUGUGCAUUCACGGGAGAACUUGUGUUGAUAUGCCAAAAAAAACAAAACUUUUUUUUUUUUAACUUGCGUUUCAAGAAUGCUUUUUAAAAGAAGAAAACAUGACACAUCUGAUCGAUGAUAGUUUAUUAUAAUUGCCGGACGAUGGGGGCCUGGGUUGCUCAGUGGUAAAUACGCUGGCUACCACCCCUGGAGUUCACUAGUUCGAAUCCCAGGGUGUGCUGAGUGACUCCAGCCAGGUCUCCUAAGGAACCAAAUUGGCCCGGUUGCUAGGGAGGGUAGAGUCACAUGGGGUAACCUCCUCGUGGUCGCUAUAAUGUGGUUCGUUCUCGAUGGGGCGCGUGGUGAGUUGAGCGUGGAUACCGUGGAGAAUAGCGUGAGUCUCCACACGCACUAUGUCUCUGCGGUAACGCGCUCAACAAGCCACGUGAUAAGAUGCGCAGGAUUGACGGUCUCAGACACGGAAGCAACCGAAAUUCGUCCUCCGCCACCCAGACUGAGGCGAAUCACUACGCGACCACGAGGACUUAAAAGCACACUGGGAAUUGAGCAUUCCAAAUUGGGAGAAAAAUGGGAAAAAAAUAAAAUAAAUAAAUAAUUGCCGGACGAUAAUAUGUCUCGGAUCCCUAUUUCUUUCGUCGAAAAGAGUGAACUCUAAACUGGUUUAAUUGUUGCCAUCCAUUUUUCUUGUUUACAGCCACGAGUUGCCAAAACAUUCGCUAUUAUUAUCACUGUCAACCAUCACAAUUUCAGGAGUUAUUUCAGUAUUCCAUUAACACACAAUAAUUAAGUUAACCAAUCCUGCAUUUAAAUGUGAUUGUCACUCCCAAAACUUUGCAGUGUGUACGUGGCCAGUACGUUUUAACACGCUCAAUGUUCAAGCAUACAUGAUAUGUAUUUGUAAAAGACAAAUUGAACACUAGUUUUGCCUUUGCGCUCAGUAAAGAUGGAACAAAUCUAAUGAAACAAAUCAAAUGGAAAAACAUAUUUGGACAAUACUGGAUUGUGCAGAUGGGAGGGGACAUUGUUUAUUCAGAGUGUCAGGUCCAGUUAAGUAUUAAUUUAAAUAUUCUCAUUUAGAUUUUAAUUGAUAAAACCGGUUGACCCAACAGAGACAGAUUUAAAAGUACUGUGGUCCACAAUCCAUGUGAAGAAUGUCAUCAAAUCAGAGCAAAUGCCAUAUUUAAUGUGAUAAAUGAUAUUUAAUCAUUGAAGUACUCUGUAAAUUCACUAUCGUGGUUUGUAAAUAUGGUAAUCAAUCAGUACCAUGGUACCGCCACUGUACUUCUUUGAGUACCGCUCCAUCAGUUUGAGUCACUUUGACCCAAAAACACAUUUUAAGCAUGUGUUAUGCACUAAAAUAAAAAGGAAUGUCUGAGCUUUUAAUGAUUUAAUUAUUAUGUUUCUACUCAAAACUGCUGCAGAUAUAUAUUCAUUUGAAAGUUGGGUGAGACUUUCCCUUUUACUUGAGUGCAUAAAACUCAAAAUGUGUUUCUGGGUCAAAGUGACUCAAAAUGAUGAAGCAGGGCGCAAGUAUUUUGGGGGGGGGGCGGGGUUUAUUUACUUUACUUUGAAACAUUAGUUUUCAAUUGAUUGUGCAAGACACUUCUAUAUUAGGAAAACGUGGAGUAAGAAACUGGAUUCUGUGUCUCUUUGAGGGGCUUAACGGCUUUUGCCAUUUUCUUUCUUGCUAAAGUUAGAAACCGACUGCACAACAAAGAGAAAUCAGUCUGGUCUCAGUAUUAUUGAAAGCACAGGGUUCUAUUGGAACCAAAGGUGAAACCGUUGCAGGAAACAUUACUGUUGCAAAGGUCUAAUAGAGUUAUUUAACUGGACGUGUUUCCAUGUAGCUUGAUGUUGCACCGCUCGUCCAAGUAAAAUCAGUUGUGAAAUGAUUCAAGAGACUUAUCUUGACAUCAUAACGCUUGCAAAUUGCAUACAGUGGGAACGUGGGAACGUACAGUAUAUGGGUGUUUCUUAACUAUUGGCACUUUUGAUCCUGUGGACUUCUAGAAAAUAAAUGUAAAAUACUUUUAACACUCACAAAUUAAUUUAAUUUGCUUUAUAGAUUUCAUUGUUUUCCUUGUUUACAUUCUUAAACUAGGAAAAUCAUAAAUAAGAAAUGACUGUAUAUUUAUUGCAUACUCUUAAAUAUUUAUACAUGUGAAUCAUAUCAAACAUGCAGAAAAAGCUUUAGGGUUAAUGAUUCAGGAAACAUUAGAACCCUUUCAGAAAAUUAAAAUUAAUACCUGUUCAUCUGGAAUGCCUGUCUGCUUUCCUCACCCUGAAAAAAACAACAGAUUUUUUAUUAUGGAUGCCUUUAACACCUUCACUGACUCCACAUAUGACUCAUGUAAUAUAUUUCAUGUUUUCUAAAUCCAUACGAAGGUUUUGUGUGGGUAACAGGCCUACAGACCGAAAUUGCACAUGUUGUCAGCCACUGACUGUGUCUUGUGAGACACAAAGUUUUAUACCUGCAGGGGGCGCUUGACGAUACGAAAACUGAAUUCUCCAUGCAUCCGCAUUUAAAUCUCAGAACAUUUUAUACCCCUUUGGAAACGUUUGCUCUCACAAAUUAAUUUAAUUUGUUCACUAACAAAAGCACGUUUACAUGCACACCAAUACGCUGAUUACUCCCAAAAAUCAGCUGAUUUAAAAAAAUCAUGAUGUCAAACCGUGAAGAGACGCGCUAAAUGUGGAUAAGCCGGUGAGAACACUGGUAAAGGUGUUUACAUGCCAUUUCUGAAAAUAAUAAACAUUUCAGUUGUCGUUUUCAACACAUCUCAAAAAAGAAUUUUUGGUGGAAAUGGCAUUUGAAACAUUUUUGGGAAUAAAAUAGCAGUGAUUUGUUUACAAAUGUAUUUAAAUCAUUUUCACAUCAUUUUCAAAUAUUAAAAUGGUUUAUUUAUUCACCUGUUUCUUUAGGUUAAAUGUAAUAAUAAUGUAAUAUUUUUUUUUAAUUGAUUUUCCUAUUUUAAGAUUGAAAACAAAGAAAACAAUGAAACCUUUACAAAUAAAAGGCAUUUAAAAAGCAAACAUAAAAGAUGAAGGCAUGAUUAAAAAGUGUCCAAGACAGUUUAAUGACAGUCUAAUAACAAAAAGAAAUUAAAAUCUGUUCAUUUUAGUAGAAAUCAACCCCUGGGACAAAAAAGUUCCUGUACUUUAAGAAUCACCCAUAUCUUCAAUCAAGCUUAAAAGGAUAGUUCACCCAAAAAUGAAAAUUCUCUAAUUUUCUCACCCUUAUGCCAUCCCAGAUGUGUAUGACUUUCUUACUUCAGCAGAACACAAAUGAAGAUUUUUAGAAGAAUAUCUCAGCUCUGUAGGUCCAUACAAUGCAAGUGAAUGGUGACCAGAACUUUGAAGCUCCAAAAAGCACAUAAAGGCAGCAUAAAAGUAAUCCAUAUGUCUUCAGUGGUUAAAUCCAUGUCUUCAGAAGCGAUUUGAUGAUGGUGAGAAACAGAUAAAUAUUUUAGUCAAUUUUUACUAUAAAUACUCCUCCCUGUCCAGUCAAUCUCCACUUUAACUUUCACAUUCUUUUUCUUAUGUUUUUGGUAAUUCACAUUCUUCAUGCAUACGCCCCUAACUGGGCAGAGAGAAGAAUUUCUAGAUAUGAAAAUAUUGAUCUGUUUCUCACCCAGAACUAUCAUAUCACUUCUGAAGAUAUGGAUUUAACUAUUGGAGUCAUAUGGAUUACUUUUAUGCUGACUUUGUGAUUUGUGGACCUUUAAAGUUCUGGCCACCAUUCACUAGCAUUGAAAGGACCAAUAGAGCUGAGAUAUUCUUCUAAAAAUCUUCAUUUGUGUUUCAGCAGAAGACAGAAAGUCAUACACAUCUGGGAUGGCAUGAGGGUGAGUAAAUAAUGAGAAUUUUCAUUUUCAGUGAACUAUACCUUUAAAUGUGUCCUGUUACAAAGCUUUUUUUCAUCUUAAAUGAAUGUGCCUUUCUCAAGACACUUCAGAGUUAUUUUAUAAUCCUUGAACACAAUCUCUUCCUCUAUAACGUCAAUUAUAUGUGGGUAUCUUCAAUCUGUUAUUGUGCACUAACACAUAAUUGAUUUAGUUGUCUUGAACAAACACUGGAGUUUUUAUGACAAUGGUUACAGACAUUCCUGCCCGUGUAGUAGGAACACCUCUUCACCAGACAUGAGGACUUUAUUGUUUGUAUUUUGAUUUCAGUUUCUCUGCUUCAGCUUUGAACCUUGUAAAGACAUUAUUUUUACGUCAUUACGAACAAUAAACUGACAGUUAAAAUUUUUUAAGAUAUAAAAAAAAUGUUUUCUAAAAAAAUAAAUGAUAUUUGAUAA
Myxocyprinus asiaticus (Chinese sucker) is the source of this 9842-nucleotide messenger RNA. It is a transcript of the gene ext1a, whose product is annotated as exostosin glycosyltransferase 1a. Bases 685 to 2877 code for a protein of 730 amino acids. Gene Ontology annotation, molecular function: glycosyltransferase activity. NCBI's taxonomy places the organism in Eukaryota, Metazoa, Chordata, Actinopteri, Cypriniformes, Catostomidae. Gene Ontology annotation, cellular component: membrane. The record is from RefSeq and is a predicted model, not a curated record. The transcript is spliced from 11 exons.